UUUACGUUUCCCUGUUCGCAAGCCAUGUACUGCGUCGACAUCGAAACGUGCGAUCAAUUUGGCGUAAUGUCGCCCAAUGCGAUUUCUCUGACGCCCGAACAAGAAGCCUUUCGUCAACCUUUAGUCCCCUGCUUAAAACCCGACAAAACACGUGGCGUUUGUUGUCGCGAUCCCAAUUUCGUCGAUGAUUGGCCAAAUGCCGUGGGCAACGAUGAAUUGUCGCAACCUCUUCCUGCUCCAUCAGGCGGAAGUGGAUGUCCUUCGAGAAAUCGUACUGCCAUGCCCGACAAAAACACGAAAUAUGACGAGACAGAUUUCGAUGCAGGUGCGGGAGAAUUCCCAUGGCAAGGAGCUGUCUUCGAUCAGAACGAUAAAUUGCUUUGCACAUGCUUCUUCACGGAAAAUAACACUUGUACAACGACUGCGAGUUGCGUUGCGAAGGUCAAACCUGCUGAUAUUAAGAUUGCUGUUGGCAUGUACGACAUUGCGAAUCCUUUGAAAGUACAAGAAGUUCCAAGCGGAGACAAAAAAGCACAAUUUUCGCCUGCAAAAUACAUUGCUUACGAUCCGAAAUACAAUCCAAAGACGAAGAAACGCGAUAUUGCCGUAAUUCAUAUGGAAAAGGAGCCCGAUUAUAACUACUAUACUCUCCCAAUUUGCUUGGAUCGCCCAAAAGCUAUUCCUUUCUUCAAGUAUGAUGACUGCGUUGUUACUGGAUGGGGCAAAAAAGACAACACCUACCAUUGGUCCGACGUUCUUUUGCUCACGGAAGAAGAAUGUGAAGAGCUCGUUCCCGGCUUUGAUCGCGAAAUGGAGUCUUGCGCUCGUGCCGAUCACGAUGUUUGUGAAUUGAUGGAUUACGGAAGCGGUUUCCAAUGUCGCAUGACAGGAAAACGUAACAAGCCCGGAGAUGAUAUCUAUUGGCUUAAGGGAGUUUACUCGUCGACAAAUACUUGCGAUCCGAAAACGCAAAUUAUUACCUAUUCUCGCAUCGAGUUCGAAGAAUGGUUUGAUGAUGCUUUGUGGAAAGAUCCCACAAAGUUCAGCAAAAUCAAUGGAUAAGCGUUGAAUGUUUUUUUGUUAUAAUUUUUAUUUUAUUUUUUUUAUGAUAGAAUAGAAAAAUGUCUUUUUUUUGUACGGUUUUGAGCCGUUUAAUAUUUAAAUUUAAAAAAAAAUCCCCGAAAAUGAGUUCAGAGAGUUUUUAAAAAAUUUUCAUCAAUUUUAAGUUUUAAAAAAAAUUAUAAAAAUU
Culicoides brevitarsis is the source of this 1249-nucleotide messenger RNA. Its product is annotated as inactive serine protease scarface-like. Gene Ontology annotation, molecular function: serine-type endopeptidase activity. The transcript has 3 exons. Bases 25 to 1062 code for a protein of 345 amino acids. The record is from RefSeq and is a predicted model, not a curated record. Gene Ontology annotation, biological process: proteolysis. Lineage: Eukaryota; Metazoa; Arthropoda; Insecta; Diptera; Ceratopogonidae.